UUCCGGGGAAGGGCUAAAAUUUUCUUGGAUGGUUAGGGGCUCUCGGAUCUAGGAUGGCUGUCUUGUCGCUUCUGUUGUUGGGUGGUUUAUGGAGCGCUGUGGGAGCGUCCGAUAUGGCUGUCGUUACUUGCGGCUCCGUGGUGAAGCUACUCAAUACGCGCCAUAAUGUCCGACUGCACUCUCACGACGUGCGCUAUGGGUCAGGUAGUGGGCAGCAAUCAGUGACAGGUGUAACCUCUGUGGAUGACAGCAAUAGUUAUUGGAGAAUACGGGGGAAGACAGCCACAGUGUGUGAAAGGGGAACCCCCAUCAAAUGUGGCCAGCCCAUCCGACUGACACACAUCAACACUGGUCGAAACCUCCACAGCCACCAUUUCACGUCACCUCUUUCUGGAAACCAGGAAGUGAGUGCCUUUGGCGAGGAAGGUGAAGGUGACUAUCUGGAUGACUGGACAGUGCUCUGUAAUGGACCUUACUGGGUGAGAGACGGUGAAGUGAGAUUCAAACAUUCUUCCACCGAAGUUCUCCUGUCUGUCACGGGAGAACAAUAUGGCCGACCUAUAAGUGGACAAAAGGAGGUACAUGGUAUGGCCCAGCCAAGUCAGAACAACUACUGGAAGGCCAUGGAAGGCAUCUUCAUGAAGCCCAGUGAAUUGUUGAAGGCAGACGUCCAUCAUGCAGAGCUGUGAUUCUAAAUCCUCUGUGCCACUGUCACCACACAGUGUUUGUAGACGUCUGUUGCUGCUUUGCCCUUGGAGCCCCGCUCCAGACUCUCUGACAUGAAGGGGCACUGUAGGAAGCAAGGGCUGCGUUUGGGCCUGCAGCCUUCACACUUGAAUUGGUCGCUCUCCCCAAUUUGGUCAGUUCUCAAGAGAGGACCUGUUCAUGAGGGCAGAGAUCCUUUCGUUCAUGUUGAUAAGAGGAAGCUGAGGAACUUCCCUCCUCGCUGGGGAUUUUACUCCUCUGACAUCAAGGAUUGCUGACUUGUCUGAUUUUCCCCUAGUUUUCUUUUUCCAAAAUGAUAAAUAAAAAAAAAAAAUAAA
Alexandromys fortis (reed vole) is the source of this 1043-nucleotide messenger RNA. It is a transcript of the gene Sdf2, whose product is annotated as stromal cell derived factor 2. The record is from RefSeq and is a predicted model, not a curated record. NCBI's taxonomy places the organism in Eukaryota, Metazoa, Chordata, Mammalia, Rodentia, Cricetidae. The coding region runs from base 54 to 689 and encodes 211 amino acids. The transcript is spliced from 3 exons.